GUUCUUCUUUGGCCCCUCCACACAGAGGACCCAUCUCAGACAGCUGCAGGCUGGCUGUCUCCCAUCCAAGACCCACCUCUGGACCAUAGAAGCACUUGCACCUUCCUCAGCCCUCUGCUGGCGGGAGGCAAGUUCCUUCCUGCAAAUGCAUUGAAGGGCCCAAGACUGGUGUCUGGCGAUCCUGGGGGAGCUGUCACCAUCCAGUGCCAUUACACCCCCUUGUCAGUCAACAGGCACCAGAGGAAGUACUGGUGCCGUCUGGGGCCCCCAAGGUGGAUCUGCUACACCAUUGUGUCCAGCAGCCACUACACUCACCAUCGCUAUCAGGGCCGUGUGGCCCUGGCAGACUUCCCACAGAGUGGCUUGUUUGUGGUGAGGCUGUCCCAGCUGUCCCUGGACGACGCAGGAUACUACCGCUGCGGCAUUGGAGACAGAAAUGACAUGCUGUUCUUCAGCAUGAACCUGACUGUCUCUGCAGGUCCUGAGCUUACAAAUGACACAGAAGUCUACACAGUAGACCUGGGCGGAUCAGUAACCAUCGUCUGCCCUUUCAACCGUGAGAAUGCUGAGAAGAAGAAGUCCUUGUGCAAGAAGACAGGCGAGGACUGCGAGAUAGUUAUUGACUCCAAUAAUUAUGUGAACCCCAACUAUAGUGACAGAGCAAGCCUUCUUAUUCAGGGCACCAGCCAGUUAGUAUUCAGCGUUGUCAUUGACCGACUCAGGCUCAGUGAUGCUGGGCUGUAUGUCUGCCAGGCCGGGGAUGAUUCCAGUGGUGAUACAAAGAAUGCUGACCUCCAAGUGCUAAAGCCCGAGCCUGAGCUGGUUUAUGGAGACCUGGGGGGCUCAGUGACCUUUGAUUGUGCUCCAGGCACUGAGGAGGCAGAUGUGGCCCAAUUUCUGUGCCGGGCGAGCAGUGGAGACACCUGUGAUGUGGUCAUCAAUACCCUGGGGACGAGGGCUUCAGGCUUUGAGGGCAGGAUCCUGCUCAAUACCACAGAGAAGAAUGGCCUCUUCAGUGUGCUGAUCACAGGCCUGAGGAAGGAGGACGCAGGGCGCUACCUGUGUGGAGCCCACCCCGAGGGUCUGCUGCAGGAAGGCUGGCCCAUCCAAGAGUGGCAACUCUUCGUCAAUGAGGAGACCAUGAUUCCCCGCAGUUCCUCCGUGGUGAAGGGCGUGGCAGGAGGCUCUGUGGCUGUGCUCUGCUCCUACAACCCUAAGGAAGACAACAGCCUCAAGUACUGGUGUCGCUGGGAAGGGACUCAGAAUGGCCAGUGCUCGCUGCUGGUGCAGAGUGAGGGGCUGGUUCAGGAACAGUACGAGGGCAGGCUUGCACUGUCCGAAGAGCCGGGCAAUGGCACCUACACGGUCAUACUCAACCAGCUCACCACCCAGGAUGCUGGCUUCUACUGGUGUCUGACCAACGGUGAUAAUCGCUGGAGGACCGUCAAGGAGCUCAAGAUUGUUGAAGGAAAACCCAACCUCAAAGUACCAGAGAAUGUCACUGCUGUUCUGGGAGAGACUCUGAAGCUUCCCUGCCACUUCCCGUGCAAAUUCUACUCCCAUGAGAAAUACUGGUGCAAAUGGAGCAACCAGGGCUGCCAAGUCCUGCCCAGCCAAGACGAAGGCCCCAGCCAGGCCUUUGUGAACUGCGACCAGAGCAGCCGGCUCAUCUCCCUGACCCUGAGCUCAGUCAGCAGGGCGGACGAGGGCUGGUAUUGGUGUGGAGUGAAGCGUGGCCACUUCUAUGGAGAGACGGCAGCCGUCUAUGUGGCAGUGGAGGAGAACAAAUCCUGCGGGUCCUCCAGUGUCAGCCUAAUGAAUGCAAAUACUGUGGCAAAUGAGGUGGUAGAGUCAAUUGUCAGGGGGAUAGAGAACAAAGCCAUGCAGAAUCCCAGGCUUUUUGCAGAGGAAAGAGUGGUAGAGGAUGCAGCAGACCAAGCCAGUGGCAGCAGAGCGUCCUCGGAUCUCGGCAGCUCUGAAGGACAAGGCAGGAGCUCCAGAGUGCUGGUCUCCACCCUGGUGCCCCUGGGCCUGGUGCUAGCGCUGGGGGUCGUGGCUGUGGGGGUGGCCAGAGCCCGGCACAGGAAGAAUGUUGACCGGCUUUCCAUUAGAAGCUACAGGACAGACAUGAGCAUGUCGGACCUCAGGAACUCCAGGGAUUUUGGAGCCAAUGACAACAUGGGAGCCUCUCCAGAUACUCAGGAGACAUCCCUUGCAGGGAAAGAUGAGUUUGUUGCCACCACUGAGAGCACCAUGGAAAUCAAAGAACCCAAGAAGGCAAAAAGGUCAUCCAAGGAGGACGCCGAGAUGGCCUACACAGCCUUUCUGCUCCAGUCCAACAGCGUGGCCACCGAGGUCCAGGACGGCCCCAGGGAUGCCUAGGCAGUGCCGGCUGCUGCCCCCCACAAUCCCAUGACAAUCACCUUCAGAAU
This is a messenger RNA of Galeopterus variegatus (Sunda flying lemur), 2432 nucleotides long. It is a transcript of the gene PIGR, whose product is annotated as polymeric immunoglobulin receptor. The record is from RefSeq and is a predicted model, not a curated record. Lineage: Eukaryota; Metazoa; Chordata; Mammalia; Dermoptera; Cynocephalidae. Gene Ontology annotation, cellular component: plasma membrane. The annotation marks the transcript as partial. The transcript has 11 exons. Gene Ontology annotation, molecular function: transmembrane signaling receptor activity.